Didymodactylos carnosus is the source of this 1362-nucleotide messenger RNA. Lineage: Eukaryota; Metazoa; Rotifera; Eurotatoria; Philodinida; Philodinidae. The record is from the annotation of a GenBank genome assembly.
AUGCGUAAUUCACAGGGGAAGUAUACAGCAGCUUCAGGGAUUUCUGUUGCAUAUGGCUAUAAAUCAAAAUCAGAAUUACUCAGAGGAUGGUUAGUCUAUAAAUUGAUUUCAUAUGAUGUAAUUGUCAACAGUCUUCCGAAGUUAAUUCGAUGGUCUAGCAAUAUUUUUGGUCAAAAUUUAUUUGAGAAAUUAAUGCGUACGACACUUUACGGUCAAUUCGUAGCUGGUACAAAGACGGAUGAAGUGAAACAAAUAGUUGAUAAAUUUAAACAAUAUAAUGUUAAAGUAAUAUUAGAUUAUUCAAUGGAAUCAGAUAUCUCAACGUCGAUAACAGCGUCUAACAAUGUUCAUAAGUCAUCAUUUAAUACCGAAUUAGAUGAAUCAAACACAUUCAAAAUUUACCAUCCUGAUGAACGAAUAUUCAAUACAAAUAUGUUUAAUUACAUAAAAAAUAGUAAUACAUCACGAGAAUUAUGUGGGCAAUCAAGUUUUAUUGCCAUGAAGAUAACAGCACUCGUUCGUCCACUGGUAUUACAAAAAUUAAAUCAAUUUUUGGAGAGUAGAAUAACUGAUCAUAACCUAUUUGAUACAAUAGACUCUCUACUAACAACCAAGAAUGAUUUUACUCAUUCGCUAACCCCUAAUGAACUUGGUGAAAUUUCUAAUUUAUUAUUGCGUAUAAAUCGAAUUAUUCAAACUGUUAAAAAAAAUGAAGGACGAAUAUUUAUUGAUGCUGAACAAUCGUACUUUCAAACAGCAAUCAAUAAAAUAGUUAUACAUUUACAACGAUUAUACAACAGAAACAAUUUGUUGGUAUACAAUACUUAUCAAUGCUACAAGAAGAAUACCUUAAACAUAUUACGAGAUGAUUUGAAAAAAUCAAAAGAGGAUGGAUUUUAUAUUGGCUAUAAGCUUGUUCGAGGUGCAUACAUGGAUCAAGAACGGAGACAUGCUGUUGAGACCGGUGUAGAAGAUCCAAUACAUUCCAAUUUUAAUGCUACUACAGAAUGUUAUAAACAAGCACUGGUUGAAACUCUUAAUUUUACUGAAUCAAAUUUUGUCCGAGUACUUGUAGCAUCUCAUAAUGAAGAUACUGUUCGAUUUGCUCUAGAACAGAUGGAAAAACGGGGUAUAAAACCAGCUGAUGAACUUAUGUCAUUUGCAACGUUGUUUGGAAUGUGCGAUUAUAUCACUUUUACUCUUGCUAAAUCAGGCUUUCAAGUCUAUAAACUAACACCAUAUGGUCCGUUAUCAUCGUUAUUGCCUUAUUUAACGCGACGUGCACAAGAAAAUCGUGGCAUAUUUGCGAAAGCCUACAAAGAUCGCCUUUUACAUUAUCAAGCAUUAAAGGAUCGAUUAUGA